AUGCUUCUACUUCAUCAGACAGGCUCCGUGCGGGUCGGUGAGGUGGUAAGGUAUACACUGACUUAUACACCGAGUCUCGAUCGCAUCCUUCCCCCUCCGGCCCAUCUACAUGUCAAAAUCAAGAACACUUCUGCAAUUCCUUUGCGAGCCGCCUAUCUUCAUGGACCUUACACCCUGUACGUCUCUUGUUAUCCGUCAACGUUCGACCCUUAUAAGAAGCAUGAGACCAUCAAAGAUGAAGGGGCACCCGAGUAUGAGCCGCAGCUCAAGGCAGGCGGCACGUGGACUGCGAAGCUGAAGGUUCCCGAAGAAGUCAGACAGGAUGCCCAGCAUGGCGAUAGCAAGCGACAUGGAGAACGCAAGAGUUUCACUUGGAUUCUAGAAGUUGCCUCACAGAUUAUCUUCUCCAAGACGGCGAGUGUACACUACGAAGUUCUAGUUGGAAGGGAUGAAAAAUCGGUCGAUCUUGGCUUCCAUGGAGUCAUCGGGUCUGGACAGGGCGCUCCAGGAAGGCUGGAAGAUCACCAGCUGAAGCAAGGGAAGAGUUCUGUGCAACCGAAAGGCGUUUUUUCCAAAGCGAUCAGAUUGGCGGUCGAUGACACUGAAAGCCUUUGGAAUACACCUCCGUUUCCUGAAUGGGAAGAUGACGGCAACGUCAAGGUUGCGGAGGGGCCACAACACGGCGACAAGCGAGACCAUGCGGCAAAGCAUGAUAACAAGCAACGGAAACAGAAGAAAAUCCAUCUUGUGCUCCUGACACACGGCCUACACAGCAAUCUCGGUGCAGACAUGUUGUUCAUGAAAGAAACAAUUGAUACAGCAGCUAAGCAGGCACGCGAAGAUGCGAAGCAGAGGCGAGCCGAGAGAAGGGCACAACGACUGGCCGAAUCCAAUCUGUUCGGAAGAGAGGCGGUCGAUCAGAGGUCAAAGUCUACCCCAGAGGUAGUGCUUGCAGCCGAUGAAGAUGAUACCACUGAUGAUGAGGAAGAAGUGCUUGUCCGAGGGUUCAAUGGGAAUGCCGUCCGGACCGAACGUGGUAUCCAGUAUCUCGGGAAGCGGUUCGCUAAAUACGUGCUCUCAAUCACGUAUCCUGACCAGCCAUACCUACCAGUUAAAAGCUCGAUAGGGAAGUCGUUGUCCAGGUCGAUGCCAGUUUCGAAGCCAACACCAAACUCAGAUACUUUGCCAGCCCACAAGAACAGCACCAUCAUUAAGGACGAGAACCACCGGAGCCACAAUCUUCCCUACAAGAUCACCAGCAUCAGUUUCAUUGCCCAUUCCCUUGGCGGUCUCAUACAGACGUACGCCGUAGCUUAUAUCCAGAAACAUUCACCAGAUUUCUUCGAGCUCAUCAAGCCGGUAAACUUUGUCGCCAUGGCUUCCCCAUUUUUGGGUCUUAGCAAUGAGAAUCCGGUUUACGUCAAGUUUGCACUCGAUUUCGGCCUUGUGGGAAGGACUGGGCAAGAUCUAGGUCUGACUUGGCGUGCUCCAACGAUUGCAAAGAAUGGCUGGGGUGCCGUCAUAGGCAGCCUGACCCCUGAAGCACAAAAGGCACAAAGGGAACCUGAUCCUGGUGCGAAGCCACUACUGCGGAUAUUGCCCACGGGCCCUGCACACAUCGCCCUGAAGAAAUUUCGAAACAGAACAGUAUACUCAAAUGUCGUUAAUGAUGGGAUUGUGCCUCUAAGGACAUCAUGUCUACUGUUCCUUGACUGGCGAGGCCUGGGUCGGGUUGAGAAAGCUAGGAGAGAGAACGGCCUGGUUGGCACCAUGGUUGAAUGGGGCUGGGCAGAGAUGACGGGUCAGAAUGCAAGUUCGCCUCGAAAGACUCGACCUUGGAAUGAUCUCUUCGGCGACAGUGCUGAUGACAUGAGCACAAAUGAAACGCCUUUACCGGAUCCCGAGUCGUCUGUGCCGCAAGCAGAAGCCAGUCAGGGCUUAGACCACGACGAAAGAGCCGAGCCAGAAGCGCAACAAUUUGUGGAAAAGCCAGAGACGCCCACAUCACCUCCCAAUAUCUUCACCGGAUUCUUGAGUCUUUUUAAGCCGCAAGCUGGCCAACAGAAGCCUGCCCACAAGACGAAAAAGAUUUAUCACCGUGGCCAAACAAUGCAUCACCUCGACCAAUCUUCCGAAAGAAGUUCACCAACAACCUCGGUAGAAGUUUCCCGCGACCACGACGGAUCUUCAGACGAACCUCGAAAGAGUAUGGUUCGCGGAUCAUCGUUAUAUACCAACAACUCCGACAACAGUGAAGUGGAGGCGCCUCCAAAGACCACAUUCUUCGAAUCAGCUGGUGAUCUCCUUAAUCCCCCACUACCUCCGAAAGAGUUCCUCCUUGACCCAGCUGCUCGACCUAGGACAAUCUGGCAUGAUCGCGUAUAUCACCCAGAGGACAUACCACCACCACCAGCUAAGCGUCAACGGACGUUCAUGAUACGCAACAAGCCAGGUUCACGAAGUGAGUCACAGCUGCAUUCAAUGCCUUCCGACGGUUCAUCAUUGGCCACGAACGCGAGCACGAAUCCCCCACGUUCAAGCUCGAGCCACUCUUCGACGUCAACCAUGUCCCCUACUCGCGGCCAAGAUGUAGGUUCGAUGAAGAUUGAAGAAAAGAUUGCUAGAGCGUACCACAAAGACCUCUCUUGGCGGAAGGUCCUGGUACGACUUGAGCCAGAUGCACACAAUAACAUGAUCGUGCGACGCAUGUUUGCAAAUGCAUACGGCUGGCCGGUGGUGAAACACAUGUGCGACACGCAUUUUGCAUACACAGCAGCCGCGCAGACGAGGGACGAGGACGAGCCUAAUAUUGAGCGGGCGAAGGCAAGCGAUGCCAAAGCUGUCGGUGAUGAGGGUGAGGAGGUGGAAGGGCAGACUGACCAGCCGACACAAGAGGGUGAAGAAGAGAACAUUUCGAAAAGUCCGACCCGUGCACACACUACGGAUGACUACGUUACAGGUUCCCCUACAUCUUCGACAAGUUCGAAUGUGCAUGGGGAAGAUUUGAACAGACUGCAUACGAAGCGGAGAGUGAAUGACCGCGUUCGGCCUGGACUUCCUCUCAGGACAGAUUCCGAAAUCCGCGAGUCAAGAGAUGACGUGUCGGAAUUGGUGUCUCGUGUCAGUGCCACGGGCGAAAGCAGCUACUCGAGCACCAACUCGGGCAAAGCAGCUCUUGCAAGACUAGCGAGACAGGACAGCGCUAGAUGGAGUGAUCGCUUUUUCGACGGCAGCGACGACGACGAACAAGAGCAGGAAGAUGGCGAUGAUCCGCUGGCUGAAGAGCUGAGAAAGGCAAGACACCGUGGGGACAUCGGCACAAGUGCGAGAAUCGCGAACUCCUUGACUGCCAGCCCUCGAGCUACCAGACUUGGCCUCCUGGCGACCGAUGUGCCGCCUGACAAUCCGCCCUUGGACGAUAGCAGCAAAGUAUCGGAACAACUCUCACCAGAAAAUCAUUCGACUGGAGGUCCGCGCAUGAUCAUUACAGAGCCUGACACGCCCUUGACAGCGGAACCAGGGGAGUUGGAGUCAUCGCCGCGUGCCGCUGACUGA
Molecule: messenger RNA, 3555 nt
Organism: Exophiala spinifera
Lineage: Eukaryota; Fungi; Ascomycota; Eurotiomycetes; Chaetothyriales; Herpotrichiellaceae
Exons: 2
Coding region: 1-3555 (1184 amino acids)
Molecular function (GO): monoacylglycerol lipase activity
Source: RefSeq, a predicted model, not a curated record